This is a messenger RNA of Prorocentrum cordatum, 2277 nucleotides long. The record is from the annotation of a GenBank genome assembly. NCBI's taxonomy places the organism in Eukaryota, Dinophyceae, Prorocentrales, Prorocentraceae.
AUGUCCCGCCGUUGGGACUAUUGCCGCAUCGACGGGCGCCCACUGGAGUAUGCCGCGGGCAAGAGCAGCGCACCCAACGAUGCACUUGCCACGUUCAUCCCGAACCGAUUCGAAUCGACUCUUCUUCUACCAGGCCCGACGAACAUAUUCAGUCUGGGAACUUGGGUCGACGCGUACCGAGGAGUCACCACAGCAAAGGAAGGCUACCUUGAGUGGUCUAAGUGUUUCGCCGGGACCCCCGUGGAGACACUUAGUGGUUGCGCACAGAUGUGUCUGGAGGAAGGUGCGCCCAGUGCAAGCACUAUGAGCGGCGAGGCCAACAUGACCUACGAGUGCGUGGCUUUUGCGUACAAUCGCGCGCUACACCUUUGCGUGCGCCUCCCAGAAUUUGCAACCGAUGCCGAGUUCGGCCCCCACCUCAGCGAGUGGUCUGGAGAGGGCUGGCAGAACUUCGUAUCCAAGUACCAUGGCAGAGACACAAAGGCUGUGUGCCCUUCAAAGGUUCUGGCGCGCAUUCGGGAGAGUGGUUACAAAAUCGUCCGGGACAAGAACAACGGACACCUCUACGUGCAGUGCGCGAACAGCGAGAGUGUGCAGAAGGUUUCGUGCAUCGAGAGUGACUGCCAGUACAAGUCCAGUUGGUGCUUUGUGAAAAACAGCUGCAGAAGUGGAGUCCCCUCUUUUAUGGGUGGGUGCACGAGGCUUAGCGACGUCGAAGCGCUUGCAUGUGCAGGCGAGCAUGGCGCAGUGGCGCCUAGCAACGGCAACGGGCAAAUCAGCGAUUAUUGGGACGCGUCCAAUGCGGUGAGCCGAUGUGCACGUGCCAAUACGAUUCGCGCCAUCAAGGUCGCGGUGGCCACGCCGUUCUUGCUUGCAAUUGGUGAAUUCGCGACAGUGUCUCUGGUGCAGAACGGCGUGUAUGCGGAACUCGUGGGGAACGUCUUCAGCAAGACUGCUAGCCCCAUCGGGGAAACUUUGUUCCGCAUAGGCUCAUACAUCGCAGAGCCGAUUGCUAGCGUUGGUGAAGUGUUGCCACUGGCGCUGCUCCAGUUUGUCUACGGUGCCAUUGUCGGAAGCUUCGCGCUGGUCUACGUCUUGGGGUCCGCUGUCCUCGCGAUCUCGCCCACGGCCGCAGCGCUCCUGCUUCCCAUUGUCUCCGCCUUCGCCGGAGCGCAGAGGCUCACAGAGGUUGGCAUCGACAUCAUCACGAGGCUCGUUGGUUAUGGACACAUGUACCCUAUGUGCUGUUGCCCAGAGAUCGACGGCACGGUCUCUGCGGACGGCACGCGAGCUUGCGCAGUCACUGCGUCACUCUACGCGAAUGAUACGACGCGGUGCCCGACAGGCUGGGUGCACGACGCGUCCCAGUGCACCAUCCCCGAGAUCGUGCGGUAUUCGGAGGUGCAGACCGUCUCCGGGUGCCGGUGCGCCAACUUCACGGAUUGCGGCACGAACCCGCCGCACCACGGGCACGCGUGGUGCCACGUGUCGGGCCCGGGCUCCUGUGGCCGCGGUGGCGUCGUGCGCGGGGCCGUGGGCGGCCGCUGGGACUUCUGCAGGGUCGACGGCAGGCCGCUGGACUUCGCCGCGGGGAGGAGCAGCAGCACGAACGACGCCCUCGCGACGUUCCUCCCCAACGAGUACUCGCGCCUGCACCUCCUCGGCCCCAGCAACCCGCUGCGCCCCGGCACCUGGACGGACCCGGGCCGCGCGGUCACCACCGCGAAGGCCGGCGGCGUCCUCUCCCUCUCCCCGCGGCAGUGCUUCGCGGGCCUGCCGGCGGAGACCCUGGGGGGCCUGCGCGCGGGCCUGCCUCGAGGAGGGGGCCCCGAGCGCCGCGGCCAUGGGCGACCCCAGAACACCACGUAUCCUUGCGUCGGGUUCGCCUACCACCGCGCGCUCCACCUGUGCGUGCGCCUGCCGGCCUUCGCCGCCGACGCCAGGUACACGCCGACGCUGCGGCACUGGGGGGGCGAGGGUUGGCAGAACUACGUGUCGAAGUACUACGGCAGGAGCCUGGAGUCGUCGUGCCCGGCGCUGACGCUCCUGGACAUCCGUGACAAGGGCUACGCAGUGGCCAGGGACAAGAGCAACGGACAUCUGUACUUGCGGUGCGCCAACCAGUCACGUGGCAGGACGCAGAAGGCUUCGUGCAUCGACAAGGAGUGUCGUGGCGGUGGAGCCGGUGCCGCGCCAUGGUGUUUCGUCGAAAACUCGUGCCGCUGGUGCAGCAGGAUAGAAGAUCUGGACCCCCUGGCCUGUGGAAGUGUCGCAUGA